CCCUGAGUGGUGAGCUUCAGGCUGAAAGACAUUUAGGAAUUGCUGCCCCUAAGGAGAACAGUCACCACACUCAUGGCAGGCAUUUUGUGCUCAAUAGUUCAGAGGCCCCCAGGCAGACUACAAAUGGUGAGAAAAGGUGUGGAGCCCCUUGUUUGUACAGAUUGGAUUCAUCACAAAUUUGCGAAGUCAAGAAUUCCAGAUAAAGUUUUCCAGCCUUCACCUGAAGAUCAUGAAAAAUACGGUGGGGAUCCACAGCAACCUCAUAAACUGCAUAUUGUUGCCAGAAUAAAAAGUACAAAAAGACGUCCAUAUUGGGAGAAAGAUAUAAUAAAGAUGCUUGGGUUACAAAAAGCACAUACUCCUCAAGUUCACAAGAAUACCCCUUCGGUGAAUGCAAAACUGAAAGUGGUUAAACAUUUGAUAAGAAUCAAGCCCCUGAAGCUGCCACAGGGUCUCCCAACAGAGGAGGAUAUGUCCAGCACGUGCCUCAGGAGCACUGGAGAGCUGGUGGUGGGGUGGCUUCAGAACCCCACAGAUCAGGAAGUGAAUAAGUCCUGAUGGCCUCCCAGCUUCAGCGUAAAAAGUAC
Molecule: messenger RNA, 587 nt
Organism: Mesoplodon densirostris (Blainville's beaked whale)
Lineage: Eukaryota; Metazoa; Chordata; Mammalia; Artiodactyla; Ziphiidae
Product: large ribosomal subunit protein uL30m-like
Exons: 1
Coding region: 73-558 (161 amino acids)
Biological process (GO): translation
Cellular component (GO): mitochondrion; large ribosomal subunit
Molecular function (GO): structural constituent of ribosome
Source: RefSeq, a predicted model, not a curated record